AUGUCGUCGGCUCUCGGCAGCCAAUCUAGCGCCAGACUUGAUACCUCCGCCAUAGAAGAGAUCCCGGACGAGGACCCCCAACAGAAUUUGUUUCAUCAGGUUUUCGAAUGGCUGGAACACGAGAAGGCAAGAAGGAAAAUACGCAAGGCACGGCGGAAUGGAGCUGGUGUAGACUCUGUGGAUGGUCCUCCUGAGGGUCAAGGUACUGGAGACGAAUCUCGUAGCUCCGAUGGCUCCUUUUCCCUAGACAUGCUGGAGAAAAUUCUACAUCAAUAUGCAGGAUCUGGCUUAGAGCCGGUUCAAUACGCCAAGCGCGUCAUUCGCCGUCGUCAUAGGGGUCUUCGUCGAGGGUCAGCUUCUGAAUCUGAAUGCACUGAUGUUGAAGCCACUGUGCCCAGCGUAGAUGCCUGGCUUGACAACUCCAAAACCUUGGCCUACCCAAGCAGUACGGCCCUGGAUGAAGAGUUGGCUGAUAGCACUGUUUCCUUGAAACGGGCCAAGGACAAGGAGUCUUGGACUGUUUUUAAAACUGAGAUUCUACGUCUUGCACACACAUUGCAGCUCAGGGGCUGGCGCAAAGUGUCUAUGGAUGACGCUGCAGACAUGGAUGUCAUUCGUCUGAGUGGCGCAUUGACCAACGCUGUAUAUGUGGUUAAGCCACCAAAGCACAUACCUGUUGCGAACAACGACAACAGCUCUUCCCAAUUGAUUGCGAGAAAACCUCCGCCAAAGCUAUUGCUACGUAUCUACGGUCCUCAAGUAGAUCACUUAAUUGAUCGAGAAAAAGAACUGCAGAUCCUACGUCGUCUGGGCCGCAAGAACAUCGGUCCUCGCAUGUUGGGUACAUUCAACAACGGUCGAUUUGAAGAGUUCUUCGAGGCUCGUCCACUCAGUCCAGGGGAAUUGCGGCAGCCAGAGACAGCAAAGCAAAUCGCAAAGCGGAUGAGGGAGCUUCACGAUGGAAUUGAGCUUCUAGACGAAGAACGUGAAGGCGGCCCGGCGAUCUUCAUGAAUUGGGACAAAUGGGUUGACCGUUGCGAGCAAGUGACCACUUGGCUGGAUAAGGAGCUUGAAUCCCCGGAAAAUGAUGUCAAGGCUGCCACAGAGCCCUGGCGUCAACGUGGCUUCGUCUGUGGUGUACCGUGGGCAAUAUUCCGCAAAGCUGUAGAGAACUAUCGGAUCUGGUUGAUUGCGAGCUGUGGAGGCAUUGAUGAGAUCAAGCGACAGCUUGUAUUCGCCCAUAACGAUACUCAAUAUGGCAACCUCCUGCGCAUGGAACCUGCCACAGAAUCCCCACUCCUCCUUCCUGCCAACAAGCAUAAACAGCUCGUAGUUAUCGAUUUUGAAUACUCCUCCGCCAAUACUGCUGGAUUUGAAUUUGCUAACCACUUUACGGAGUGGUGUUACAAUUAUCACGACGAGGAGCGAGCUUGGGCCUGCAACAACCGUACCUAUCCCACUCCGGAAGAACAGCAACGGUUCUUAUGGACCUAUAUCCACCACCGACCUGCCGUCACAGGCGGUGUUGUGUCACCGCUAGCCACCCCGGCCAUGCGGGGUCGCACCGGCACUUCUAUUGCCCAUCUAGACCUUGACGAUACUGGAACAUCAACCCCCGAGAUCGAAACAACCCAAGAGGAUGAGGUAGAAUUAGAGAUGCGCCACCUUUUGCGACAGACUCGCCUAUGGCGCGUGAUGUGCUCAGCACAGUGGGUGGCAUGGGGUAUCGUGCAAGCCAAGGCUUCCGGCAUGAAAGAAGGCAUUGCAAAGAUGAGUGCCGCUGAGAACGGGAACGGUCAUCACAAUGGGAACGGAGAGGAAAAAAGGCCUCCCGUUGACUCGGAUAUUGACGAAGAAGAAGAGUUUGACUAUCUUGCUUACUCUCAGGACCGAGCUAUGUUCUUCUGGGCGGACUUGUUGGCGAUGAAUCUUGUCAAUGCGGACGACCUGCCUCCGCUCAUGCUGGAACAUCUCAAGACACGAAUCAUCGAUUAUUAA
Molecule: messenger RNA, 1998 nt
Organism: Penicillium taxi
Lineage: Eukaryota; Fungi; Ascomycota; Eurotiomycetes; Eurotiales; Aspergillaceae
Exons: 4
Coding region: 1-1998 (665 amino acids)
Biological process (GO): phosphatidylcholine biosynthetic process; phosphatidylethanolamine biosynthetic process
Cellular component (GO): cytoplasm
Molecular function (GO): ethanolamine kinase activity; choline kinase activity
Source: RefSeq, a predicted model, not a curated record